Molecule: messenger RNA, 2025 nt
Organism: Folsomia candida
Lineage: Eukaryota; Metazoa; Arthropoda; Collembola; Entomobryomorpha; Isotomidae
Product: voltage-dependent calcium channel gamma-5 subunit
Exons: 6
Coding region: 420-1547 (375 amino acids)
Biological process (GO): postsynaptic neurotransmitter receptor diffusion trapping; neurotransmitter receptor internalization; regulation of AMPA receptor activity
Cellular component (GO): AMPA glutamate receptor complex; postsynaptic density membrane
Molecular function (GO): channel regulator activity; voltage-gated calcium channel activity
Source: RefSeq, a predicted model, not a curated record
UUUCGGCUUUGCAGGGAAAGUAGAACAGGUCGGACUCAACAGUCUGCCUGGCUGGCUGGAGUCUGUCUGUGAUAUUCAUAAAAUAAAAUGAAAUAACACAACGCAGAGUCAUUUUCAUUUCAUUCCUCCCUUGCUAACCGACCUGCAGAAGCUACCUUCAUAAAAAUCCAAUUAACAUCUGCCCCUCAAUUUAGAGCUUCUCUCCGUGUGGGAGACAAACAUACGUUAUUAACAACACACGUACGUAUGUGGAUAUAUUUCAGGAUCAGUCGUCAGUGUCACCCAGUUUAUUGCUGAUUGUAUUUAUUUACUGUGGGGAAAGUAGGGCUGUAAAAUUGGCGUAAUUAUUUUCCUUGCUGUGCGUACGAGGGGGAAUAUUUUGAAGCUUGAUCUUUCCGUAAUUUCUGAAUAUUUUGCCAAUGCUAAAAACUAUAAUGGCGACAACUUCAAAAAAGGCCCGGAAAGCGGUGCCCGUCCUCACGCUACUCAUUCCUUUGUCCGCACUCAUCUCCGUGGUCAAUGUCGCAAUUGCAAUGUCCACAAGCAAUUGGCUGGAUUCUGCGGAGAGGAUCCCCAUAUCCAAUACCUCUUUUAUGGAAGAAUUCAUGAUCAAACGAACAAUCUCUGGAUUGUGGAACUUGUGCACGUUCAACCUGACUGAGAAGCAACAACGCGACUCUGUUUCGAGAGUUCCGUCGGACUUGAUGAACUGCAGCUCUAUUGAAUACUUUGUUAAAGAUCGCUACACUUCUGACCCCAACGAUUCUACGAACGCUAUACGAUUUGCGGUUACAAAGGCUGGACCUCUGUUUGUGAUUGCUUCAAUUAUGUUGGGAUUCGCAGUGAUCGCUGCGAUAUUUGGGUACCAGCGGCACCGACGAAUUGCCCUGUUCGUAUCAGGAAUCGCUUUCAUUAUAGCUGGUCUCAUGCUUCUCAUAGGCCUCGUUGUCUACUUAUCAGCUUUACAGUCUGAAAUUGGACCUAAACUUCGCCCCAAAAACUCAGUGGAUUUGCCCCAGUUUUCAUACAAGUAUGGAUUCUCCUUCGUUCUGGUUGUGGUUGGAUUUAUGGCGACGGAAUUGACUGGGAUUUUGGCCAUCUUUUACUACAUAUAUUGGCACCAGCUCGACUGGACUCAAAAACUGGGGUCCACCAACGACUUGAUGAUGGGAAAUGGGAACAACAGCUUAAACUUGCGCAGCAGCAAUGUGGGGGAAGGAAUGGGUGGGAAAUCUUGUGACGCAGCCUCAUUUCGAUGUCACUCGCGUCACCAUCAGAGCAAUUCGAAGCAGGGCUAUAAAAUAAUGGACAUUUACAACACGUCCAAAGUAGGGCCUCACAAUCCCUCCUGCAAUGCAUAUCUUCUAGACAAAGACAUUCCUUACCCGCCUCCCCCGCCCCCGUCGUCCAUGCCCCGUGAUUACACGACCCUCACGUCAUGUUCGGACGAAGAAGGAAGCGUCAUGUUUCCACCCCCACCGGCCCCCUCAAUGGGGAGGAGUAGCAACAAUAAGGAUGGGCGAAACACGUCCACGACCACAGUGUGAUAUUAGGCUUGGGAGUCUCAGCUUAUAUAAUUGAUAAGCUGUCUCCAUAAUGCGCAAUUUUUACCAUAUAAAUACAUAGGUAUGUAUGUAAAUAAUCCAACCUUACCUUUAUUCAUUGAACUAUGAAUUGUAUUCGCAGAGUAUGCGUUAUCAUUUUAUACAUAUGCAUAAUGGUUAGAAGAGAAAGUACUAAUAUUAAAUUAAUUAUAGAGAUGCAAAAUGAAAGUCACAUUUCUUGCUGUACAAUUCUUUUAGCGCAAUUUCAGUAUGAGUGUCCUUAAAAUUGUCAAAUUUGUAAAAACGUAGCAAGUUCAUGUAUGUAUGUAAAUGAGUGAAGAAGUUUUGUGACAAUCGUAAUCUUAAGAUUAGUACUCAUGUAUUUACGUUUGGUUAGUCCAAGAUUUGUACAGAUAUGAUAUUUCGUCGGUAGAAAUAUUGUAGCGUGGAAAAUAAAGCAUGUAUGUAUAAGAAUAGUACA